AUGACAGCACCAUGCAAUCGAUUUUGCUACUCUUUUGACAAUCGAAUCAAUAUUCAGUAUACACAAUUUCCUGAGUCUGAUUGUUCAAUACGACACUAUAAUCCUGUAUGUUGGACUGCCGUUAAGAAGACAGAAAAUAAUAAUAUUAAAUGUAAUCAUAUUGAUGACGAUAAUGAUGAUAGCUUAACUGAUUGUAAUUCGAAUUCGUUAACAUUUUUCAAUCCUUGUUUUGCUGGCUGCAGGACACGUGUUCAAGACGGAGGAGUUGUUAAGAAAUAUUCUGAUUGCCAAUGUGUAACACCAUAUGCUCUCAAUCCAUCUGGUCCACUUAAUUCAUCAUCAUCGAUAGCAUAUGCAAAUAUUAGUGGUCAUCAUGAUUUGUUCAAUAGUUCUGGAGAAGUUUAUCCUGGACGUUGUAAACCAGAAUGUUCACUGUAUGGUUUAUUUUUAGCUAUGCUAUUUUUGCAUAUCCUUUGUACUGGUAUCUUACAAAAUCCAAGUAAUGUAAUCACAUUGAGUUGUGUAUCAUCAGAAGAUGGUUCAGUUGCGCUUGGAUUACAAAUAUUCUUUGUCAGAACACUUGCUUAUAUACCAGCACCUAUAUACUUUGGACAACUUUUUGAUUUGGCAUGCCAAUAUCGUUCCAAUUCAGUGAAUCAUCAUUCAUCACCUUCAAAGCUAACAAAUUAUGAAACAUCUACCUUAAUGAAUAAAACUCAACCAACAUCAACGUCAUUCCUGUUACUACAGAAUUCAUUGUCUACAUCUGCUAUUGCUGCUACUACUGCCUCUAUGUCUUCAGAUCAACAACCUAUAGUUGAUAAUGUAUCCGGUGGCUGUUUAGAGUAUAAUCUAGAAGGUUUACCCUUUAUAUGGCUUGGUGCUGUGUGUGCAUUGAAGGUGAUUAGUUUGAUUGGGUCAACAAUUACCUAUUGGUUAGCUAAGCGACAGUUCAAUUUAAUCGCAAAACAUAAAGAACAAGAACAACAAGUCAGUUGUAAAGAUGAAGAAUUAAUAGCCGAAAAAACAGAAAUCCCAUUCCAACAUAAAGUUUUAUCUGAUCCAAAGUCCAUGCUAAGCAAUCCAUCUGAAAUAGGCAUAUAUGGUGAAAUUUAUGCCUCAGAUAAUCUUCAAGAAAUACCUGUUUAG
Molecule: messenger RNA, 1149 nt
Organism: Heterobilharzia americana
Lineage: Eukaryota; Metazoa; Platyhelminthes; Trematoda; Strigeidida; Schistosomatidae
Source: the annotation of a GenBank genome assembly